Messenger RNA from Botrytis cinerea B05.10, 2190 nucleotides. RefSeq lists its product as hypothetical. The coding region runs from base 1508 to 1798 and encodes 96 amino acids. The transcript has 2 exons. The record is from RefSeq and is a predicted model, not a curated record. NCBI's taxonomy places the organism in Eukaryota, Fungi, Ascomycota, Leotiomycetes, Helotiales, Sclerotiniaceae.
GUAUAUAUGUACAUAUAUUUGCAACUAAAGGAGCUAAUCACAACAGCCGAAGAACGUCAACCUCCUCCCUCACAUCUAUAUAUCCACAAACCUAGAAUCAACUCCAAGUUUUCAAUGGAUCUCCCAAUUUCAGUAUACCUUCUAGCCCUAUCUAUCCUACCUACCCAUCCACUCUUUCUCGUAACAAAUCACACUCUUCGUACCCAUCAUCUUAACAUUAUAUAAAAUUAGCCGCCAUAUAUCUAAAGCCACGAACAAGCCAAAGAAAGCUCCCCACACUUAUCUCCAUCCAUCUACUCAUUCUCAACUAACCUUAAACGUAAACUGACCGGCCUCAUAUUUCGCAUGGUUGAGAAAAUAACCUUAUUUUCAACCAUAAUCUCCAUUUCCAACUUUCCGUCUUACUAAACUGUCCAUCAUCUCCAUCAUCACGAUAAUCAUCAUCAAAGAGCAAUUUCUAAGCGCCCAUUUGCCAAGAAAAACUCAUCCACAUUUAGAUCCUGGCGGUAACCCGGGGAAUCGGGCUUAGCGCUUGCGACAGUUCGCUCGCUGGGUUAUUGACAAUAUCCCUUUGAUUUUCGCGAGUUUCGAUGACCGGAGUGAUAGUUAUGCUAUAGCAGGUGCGGUGCCGGUACACAGUACUGCGGAAGGGAGAUCUUGGGAUAUUUCCUGCGACCUUGAUUGGAGCUUGAAUCUCGACGUUAAAUUUAACCUUAUAGGAGCGGGGCUGGCAAAUAAUUUUCACAGGGUUGGUUUGAUGGAAUUGACAGAUCUUCCACGGAUCCUUUGGGGGAGGGUUGAUUGAGAAUUAUGAUAUUGUUUCUCGACUAUUGAUAUCUACGAUGAUCCAAUAAGAAAUAUUAUCAAGGGCUAGAAACUUCAUUGCCAAUCACCCACCUCCAAAAAGAUCAAUACGACUUGACGGGUUGCCCGUAGAGCGCUUGCUGAAGCGCUCGUGGAAUUUCGCCUUGCGAUUUUCGAAAUACAUAUCACGUUAUAUUCGCAUUUUACCUUCACAAGACCAAACUAAUAGCCUCAUGACAAGGUCGAGGGAAUUAGCCGCAUAUACGUGAAAGCCCAGAACUGCGUACACGAUAAACGAUGCGCAAUACGAAAUUGCGGCUCGUGGAUGAUGCAAAGCCGUGCUCAGCCAUGCGUGCAGACAGCGGAGAUAUCCAAAUCGGUACGUGUGUUACGUAUAAUGGAAAUGGAAGUUUUACGAAAUCUGGAUCCUGUCAUCGCGGGUCUGGCUUAGUCGUGAGGAUUAGAGAGGAGAAUAGUUUCAUGUCAAUGAUGUUGUGUGUUGUAUGUAUGUGAUGAUUGAAAGGCUUGGAGAUGAGAUGGAGAUGUAUAUAAGGUGUUGAGAUGAAGCUGUCGGAAUUACUUUCUACAUCAUCAACAUCAACAUCAACAUCAACAUCAUCAUCAUCAACAGCAUUCAAUCCAAUCUACAACAACCAUCCCAUAUCUUCACCACCCAACAAUCACCCACCACCAAACCAUCAAAAUGCAAUUCACCACCAUCACCUUCCCCGUCCUCGCCCUCUUCUUCACCAACACCCUCGCCAUGCCUUCGAGCCCCAACACUGUGUCCCUCGCUUCUCGAGGCGAUAGUUGCUACGCCUCCUGCUCUUGCUCCAACGUCCUUCCCUCUUGCCAAGGAGCCAAGGUAGUUGGACAAACCAGCUGUCGCUGCGACGGGCAAGCCGGAACUUGCGAUUUGGUUUUGUGUCCCGGAACUAGUCUUAAGAAUGUGUUGGUUUGCGGUCAAGACGGUACAGGAUGUGUCUGGCUUUAAGUAUUUGCUGGAUGCGGACGAUCUCUCUUCUCUUUCUUCGCUUGGAUAAGUAAUGGGGGAUUUUGAAUUGGAGUCUGGGUGAGCUUGAGGGGGUUUCGACUGUUUUCACACUUUUUCUCUCUUGGGUACGACAACAGCGACCAUCAAAAUCCCCUAUCUCUCACCUGCAAGAAAGAGAAUACGAAAUGCAAACUGAGAGAUUGAGCAAAACAGUUGGCGAUCAGAGGAUGCUGUAUGAUAGAUUUCCUUUUUUAUGUUUCCUUGUUUUCAUGUGUGUUUGGGAUGAGAGAAGAGAAUAGGAUUAGAAGUUGCAUUUCUCAUGUACUGGAUACAUGGAAAUUGGUUGCUUUAGAUAGAAUAUAAGAUUGCCUGGGCCCGGGUAUUGCUUACCA